Molecule: messenger RNA, 789 nt
Organism: Plasmodium knowlesi strain H
Lineage: Eukaryota; Apicomplexa; Aconoidasida; Haemosporida; Plasmodiidae
Exons: 2
Coding region: 1-789 (262 amino acids)
Source: RefSeq, a predicted model, not a curated record
AUGGACAUAAGGUUUCAGGGCAUAGAGAGUAGGGUUCCGGGGUUAGGGUUUAGGUUUCGAUGUAUAGUAGUGAGUGCAUCAAGCACAUUAAAUGGUGAUGAUGAUGUAUCGGAUGGAAGCGGUUUAUAUUCAUCAGAGGAAGAUAUAAACAGGACAAAUGUUCGUGCAAAGACAUUAGGAAGUGAUGGACCACAUGUUCCCCAUAAAGGUUAUGGGGAUUAUCAUCCUCCCCUUAAAAAGGGAGGAGGGGAACCCUCUGUAAGGAGGGGAGGAACUGUCCCCCCCUUUGGGGGACAAUACCCUCAUCCUACAAGUAGAUAUGGAACCCCAGGAAAAGACCAUGUCAAUUCCAAAUAUGGAACCCCAAAAAUUGGAUCACCAAAUUUUGGAACCUUGAAGAGUGGAACACCAAAAAAUAAAAGUUUCUCCCAAAGGAGUAAAAGAGUAAAGGAGGUAUUAAAAACAUUAUGGAAGAAAUGUGUAUGUCAUGGUAAUAAACAUCGACGUUUGGUAAUAAUUUUUGCGGUGGUUAUUAUGGUGGUAAUAUAUUUUGUACUUGCCUACUGUGCAAGCUCAGGUAUGGGAGGAGCCGAUAAUCUUUUCCUGCCGCGAGAAGCGCGCGAAUUAAAAACAGGUUGUAAUACUAUUUUAGCCUGUGUUAAAACGGCAUCGACCUCUAUAUUAGCAGUAUAUGUAGUUCCUACUAUAAUAGGGAUCCUUGUGAUAGGUGCCUUAUUUGGAUUUUAUUGUUGGAAACUGGAGCAAUGUAACAAAAGGGAAAAAUUUUAA